CAAAUAUUAAAAUAGCACUAAAGAAAAAAGAAAAAUGGGCAGCGAGAAUGAGAUCCCACUUUUGGAUUUUCGCACGGUAAAUGGAGUGACAUUAGAAGAAGGGGGUGAAAGGUGGAAAGAAAUGAGCAAGAAAGUGAUAGAAGCAUUUGAGAGUCAUGGUUGUUUCUUUUUGCUAUCUGAUCAAAUUCCAAAUAAUUUACGUGAACAAAUGUUCACGGACAUGAAAUCAUUGUUCGAACUACCUGAAGAGACCAAAAAGAAGUUCGCUGGUGCAAAGGCUUAUAGAGGCUAUACAGCUAAUAGUCACGUCAUUCCCCAUUGUCAAAGCUUUGGGAUUGAUGAUGCUCUUAAACCAGAUACAACUGAAAAAUUCACUAAUCUCAUGUGGCCUCAAGGAAAUCCAAUUUUUUGGUAA
This is a messenger RNA of Cicer arietinum (chickpea), 415 nucleotides long. RefSeq names its product probable 2-oxoglutarate-dependent dioxygenase AOP1.2. Lineage: Eukaryota; Viridiplantae; Streptophyta; Magnoliopsida; Fabales; Fabaceae. The record is from RefSeq and is a predicted model, not a curated record.